AUGAGCAGCUCAGGAGCAGCCCCAGCAGCGCCCCUGGUCGGCGAGCAGUUCCUGGAGCGCCGCCUGCGCCGCGCGGCGGCCAUCCCGAUCGCCGAGCGCGGCCCCGAUGUGGCAGCCUUCCUCGAGUCGGUGCAGCUGCAGCGGGAAGUGCAGCAGGCGCUGCCCAUCACCGCAACGGGGCAGCCAGCGCUGGUGGGGCCGCGCCUUCGCCACCACUUGGCAGUGAUGUGGGCCUUUGCCAAGUGCGUAAAGGCCAUUUACAUCUGCCCAGAGCUUCCGCCGCUGCAGGGUGUGGUGAGGCAGCACCUGGCUGCGUACCUGCCAAUGCAGCUAGAUGUACCGCCAGAUGUACCGCCAGACGCUGCCCCCAGCGGCAGCGGCACCAGCAGCAGCAGCAGCAGCAGCGGCAGCGGCGGCAGCAGCGAAGAGCUUAGCGAAGAGGGCGCUGUUGAGGAGGCGCUGGCCGCCGUGGCUGAAGACCUUCGGGGUCUCUCACUGUGGCUGGAGUGCACAGCAACCACCACUUCGCCGGACCCGAAUGGCGAUGUGUCGCAGUCCUGGCGCGAGGUCAUGGAGACUGUGGAUCGCAGCAACAGGCUGAUGGGUCUGCUGGAAGAUGCAGCCAGCGAACGACUGAUGGCUUACCAGCUUGCGUUGCUGACACAGCUGGCCCAGCACCUGCUGCCAGUGUUGGACGAGACGCCCCACGGGCAGCUGCCCAGCGUGGAAAAAAUGGAGGUCAGCAGGCUUCGCCUGGAGCGUGCCGCACCGCUGCAGCCGCUGCUCACCCUGCAGCAGCUGCAGCACGUCCACAUCUGCACCAUGGUUCAUAUCGUGAACAGACAGCUGCUGCUGGCAACGCAGCACCUUGGCGUGGCCCAGGUCGCAAGGUGGCGGGAGGUGCGUGCCGCAGUGUCUGGCUGGCAGGCGAAGCUGCUGGCACUGGAGCCUGUCACAGCCAAGAGCUGCUUCUUCGCGUCGGAUGCGGCCUGGCUGGCUGAGGUUCACGAGGGUGUUGGAGGCGCAGCAGCCGCGACGAGGCCACUGCGCUCCAACCAGCUCAUGCAGCGUGCUUUCCAGCUGGGCCAAGCCGAGGGCAGCGACUUCUGGACCGCCGUUGCUGGCAGCAUGCUGCUCACGGGAGCGGUACGCGGUGCUACUUGGCUGGGCGUGGCCGACCGCGGCAUGCUGGAAGCCGGGGUGGCAGCGGCUCCGGCAGCGAUGGCGGCGGCACGCCGCGGCAAGGGCGUCCUGCCAGAGGCGUGGUCUAGCGGCAUGCAGUCAUUGGUCGACCCGGCGCAGUACUGCAGCCGCGCGUGCCAGGUGGCUCACUGGCCGGCGCACAAGGCACAGUGCCGGCGGGAUGCCUGA
This is a messenger RNA of Chlorella variabilis, 1371 nucleotides long. RefSeq lists its product as hypothetical. The record is from RefSeq and is a predicted model, not a curated record. The transcript has a single exon. Lineage: Eukaryota; Viridiplantae; Chlorophyta; Trebouxiophyceae; Chlorellales; Chlorellaceae. The coding region runs from base 1 to 1371 and encodes 456 amino acids.